This is a messenger RNA of Trifolium pratense (red clover), 3587 nucleotides long. Its product is annotated as receptor-like protein 7. Lineage: Eukaryota; Viridiplantae; Streptophyta; Magnoliopsida; Fabales; Fabaceae. The transcript is spliced from 2 exons. Gene Ontology annotation, molecular function: protein binding. The coding region runs from base 399 to 3488 and encodes 1029 amino acids. The record is from RefSeq and is a predicted model, not a curated record.
AACUGCCCGAAUAUUAUCUGGUUUAGGCUAUGUAUCCUCAAUGCAACAAAACUUGAACCUAUUACAAUGCAGCCACAGGUUUCGGAGCAAUCGUGCAGUCAUGUAAACGACUGAGACGGCUAUCACUCUUAGGUCAAUUGACCGACCAGGUCUUCCUUUACAUUAGAAUGUAUGCAGAUCAUCUUGAAAUGUUGUCUAUUGCAUUUGCUGGUGAGAGUGACAAGGGAAUGCUCAAUGUAUUGGACGGAUGCAAAGAGCUUCGCACGCUCAAGAUAAGAAACUGUCCUUUCAGGAACACGACACUUCUGACAGACAUACGGAAGUAUGAAACAAUGCAAUCUCUUUGGAUGUUGUAAUGGAAGGUGACCGUGGGAGCAUGCAAGACAUUGGCUUGGAAGAUGCCGAGGUUGAAUGUGGAGAUCUUCAAUGAAAGUGAACAAGCAGAUUGUUAUAUGGAAGGUGGGCAGAGAGUGGAGAAGAUAUAUUUGUAUCGUACAGUGGCCGGGAAAAGGGAGGAUGCACCAGAAUAUCUAAGUACUCUCUCUGUCUUAUUGCAAUUCAAGAAUUCACUUGCUCUUGAAACUUCAGCAGAAUCCACUAGAUGGCCUCGCUGUUCUUCUUUCGCUUCUAAGACAGAAUCAUGGAAAAAUGGUACUGAUGAUUGUUGUCAGUGGGAUGGUGUCACGUGCAACAUCGUGUCUGGUCGCGUGAUAGGUCUAGACCUUAGUUGCAGUCAUCUCAAAGGUAAAUUGUCUCCAAAUAGUACUAUUUUUAAGCUCAAGCAACUUCAACAACUCAACUUGGCUUUUAAUGAUUUUUCCGGUUCUUCAGUGCCUGUUGGUAUUGGUGAUCUUGUGAAUCUCAUGUAUCUAAAUUUAUCAAACUGUGAAAUCAAUGGUGAUAUUCCCUCUGCAAUCUCUCAGUUGUCGAAAUUGGUAUCACUUAGUUUUAGCAAUGAUUGGUUAGAUGAUCCUAGUUAUUGGAGAAUGAGAUUUGAUCCAAUCACAUGGAAGAAACUCAUUCUUAAUGCAACAAAUUUAAGGGAGCUUCGUUUGGAUAGUGUGGACAUGUCUUCAAUCGGAGAGAGAUCUUUCACAUGGCUAAUGAAUUUGUCAUCUUCUUUGGUAUCCUUAAGUCUAACAAACACUGGAUUGCAAGGAAAUUUCCCUAGCUACGUCCUCUCUUUACCGAAUCUUCAAGAACUUGAUUUGUCAUUUAAUCCAGACCUUAGCGGUCAACUUCCAAACUCCAACUGGAGUACUCCUCUAAGGUAUUUGGAUCUAUCUUUAACUUCUUUCUCAGGUGAAAUUCCUUAUUCUAUAGGUGAUUUGAAGUAUCUCAACCAGUUAUCGCUUCAAGCAUGCAGAUUUCAUGGGUUGGUUCCUCAGUCUUUUUGGAACCUCACUCAGCUGACAAAUUUGACCCUCGCAAACAACAAAUUUAGCGGUGAGAUCCCAUCGUUAAUUUCUAACCUCAGGCAUCUUGCUUCCUGUGAUCUUCAAUAUAAUAACUUUACUGGUCACUUGCCAGAUGUGUUUGACAAGUUAACUGAUUUAAAUUUUUUAUCACUUUCCAAUAACAAUCUAGGAGGCCAAGUUCCAUCAUCAUUGUUUCAUUUAACUGAACUCUCUUUUUUAGACUUAUCAUAUAAUAAAUUAGUAGGCAUUAUUCCCACUAACAUCUCUCAACAUUCAAAAUUGAAUACUCUAUCUUUGGAUGAUAACAUGUUAAGCGGAACAAUUCCGCAUUGGUGUUUUACUUUGCCUUCAUUGAAAGAAUUGUAUCUCAAUGCAAAUCAACUCACAGGAACAUUGAGUGAGUUCUCAAAUUCUAUGAAAUCUUUGUGUCUCUCUAACAACAAGCUUCAAGGAAAUUUUCCAAAUUCAAUAUUUGAAUUUGAAAAUCUUAUCACCUUAAGUUUGUCAUCAACAAACUUGAGCGGUAUUGUAGAGUUUCACCGAUUUUCGAAGUUUCCAAAUAUGUAUUUCCUUGAUCUUUCACACAACAGUUUUCUUUCUAUCAACAUCAAUAGCAGUGCCGACAACAUCUUACCCAGCCUUGAAACAUUAUUUUUAUCUUCUAGUAAUUUUCGCAGUUUUCCUAAAUUCUUGGCUCAACUUCAAAGUCUGAAGAUACUAGAUCUUUCCAACAACAACAUUCAUGGGAAAAUUCCCAAUUGGUUUCAUGAGAAGCUCUUACACUCAUGGAAGGACAUUCAACAUAUUGAUCUCAGUUCCAAUAAGUUGCAAGGAGAGCUUCCAAUUCCGCCCUACGGAAUUCAAUAUCUUUUACUAUCAAAUAACAACUUCACAGGAGACAUUUCUUCGACAUUCUGCAAUGCAAGUUCCCUCACGAUACUCAACUUGGCUAACAACAACUUAACAGGCAUGAUUCCACAAUGCCUAGGCACAUUUUCUUCUCUUUCUGUAUUGGAUUUGCAAAUGAAUCACCUUUAUGGAAGCAUUCCUAUGUUCUUUUCUGAGGUAAAUGCAUUUGCGACUAUAAAGUUAAAUGGAAACCAAUUGGAAGGACCAUUACCACGGUCUUUGGCCAACUGCACAAAACUCGAAGUUUUUGAUCUUGGAGGCAAUAACAUAGAGGAUACAUUUCCUAGUUGGCUAGAAACUCUACAAGAGUUGCAGGUACUCAGUUUAAGAUCAAAUAAACUUCAUGGAGAGAUCAUAUGUUUCAAUAGUAAGAAUCCAUUUCCCAAGUUGAGAAUUUUCGAUGUCUCCAAUAACAAUUUUAGCGGAUCUUUGCCAACAUCAUGUAUUAAGGACUUUCAAGGAAUGAAGAAUGCAAGUGAUAGCCAAAAUGGUUUGCAAUACAUGGGUAACGACAAAUACUACAAUGAUUCUGUGGUUGUUGUAAUGAAAGGGCAAUAUAUGGAGCUAACAAGGAUAUUGACAACUUUCACUACUAUUGAUUUGUCGAAAAAUAUGUUGGAAGGAGAAAUUCCAAAUGUCAUUGGAGAAUUAAAUUCUCUGAAAGGCCUUAACCUUUCGCAUAACGGAAUCACAGGUACCAUACCACAGUCUUUGAGUGAUUUGAGAAAUUUGGAAUGGUUAGACCUCUCAACGAACCAGUUGACAGGUGAGAUUCCCGUCGCUUUGACAAACUUGAAUUUCUUAUCUUUCUUAAACAUUUCACAAAACAUGUUUGAAGGAAUGAUACCUACAAGUAAACAGUUUGGUACAUUUGGAAGUGAUUCUUAUGAAGGAAAUGCUAACUUAUGUGGAUUCCCUUUGUCGAAAUCAUGCGAUAACGAUGAAGGACAACCGCUACCUUCAGCAUCUGACGAUGAAGAUGAAUCAAUAGUACUUAAUUGGAAAGCUGUUGCAACAGGAUAUGCAUGUGGGGCAGUAUUUGGGAUGCUUUUGGGAUAUUAUGUAUUGUUUACUGGGAAACCACAAUGGCUUGUAAGACUUGUUGAAAGUAUGUUUGACAUAAAAGUGAAAAACAAUAGAGCCAAUGCAAAUAGAAGAUGAAUGAAUUAGUUUAAUAUUUAUUUUUUUUUUGUAAAUAUAUACAUAUAGAGUUGUAAAUAUAUUGUUUUUAUAAUCCUUAUCCUGUCAGAUUGCAGAGUA